AUGGAGAAACUUCUCGUCGCCGUCGCGAAGAAACCCGUCAACACAUACGAUGUAGACAUGAGCAACAGCCUGGAAGCCAAGAUAGUCGUCCUCGGGGCGCAAGGAGUGGGAAAGACGUCGCUGGUGCAGCGCGCGGCGCCGGCGUCGACGGUGGGCGCCUCCUUCGUCACCAAGCGCGUCCUGGACUCGACCUCAGACACCGUCGUCCGUCUGCAGAUAUGGGACACCGCCGGCCAGGAGCGGUUCCGCAGCAUAUCUCGUCUCUACUACCGCGGAGCCCACGCCGGCCUGCUCUGCUACGACAUCACGGACGAGCGCAGCUUCGACGAGAUGCGCGGCUGGCUGCUCGAGCUCAAGCAGAACCUCUUUCCCGGUGACGGCGGCGACGGGCAGGACCGCUGGCCGCUCGUCAUCCACGUCGUCGGUACAAAGUCAGAUAUCGUGGCGGACGACCCGGCCCGUCGUCGGGUCCCCUUUGAACGUACCAUAGCCUACGUUGCCGAGCAGCUCUAUCCCUCCCAGGCGUCGACUCCGCCCCCCAGCUCAGGUAUCGGGAGCGCCUAUCAUAACAACAGCAGCAGCAACAACAACAACAACAACAAUAGCAACGGCAACAACUACAGCAAUAGUGUGAUGGCGCCGGACAGCCAGAGGAACAGCGGUUUCUGGGCCCAGGACAUCGGAUGGGACUGCUGCCACGAGAUCAGCAGCAAGGACGGCGAGGGCAUCGACGAGGUCUUCCGUGUCAUCACUCGCAAGCUGGUCGAGCAGCGCAGCCGGCGGGAGCGGGCGGCUGAUGCAGUCCACCAGGCUUCUUCCUCCGGCAGCAGCAUGAGGGCCAGGUCGCGGGCGGGACGGACCUCUGGCGACGCGGACAAGCGUCGCAGCUGGCUCAGCUUCCCUCCCGCCCUCGUCGGGGACGCAGACGAAGAUGCAGAGCAGGAGGCGGACGGAGGACUCAUCCUCACCACCCCGCGGAAGAGGUGCUGCUGA
Microsporum canis CBS 113480 is the source of this 993-nucleotide messenger RNA. Its product is annotated as ras-like GTP-binding protein RYL2. The transcript has 3 exons. The record is from RefSeq and is a predicted model, not a curated record. Gene Ontology annotation, biological process: intracellular protein transport. NCBI's taxonomy places the organism in Eukaryota, Fungi, Ascomycota, Eurotiomycetes, Onygenales, Arthrodermataceae. Bases 1 to 993 code for a protein of 330 amino acids. Gene Ontology annotation, cellular component: endomembrane system. Gene Ontology annotation, molecular function: GTPase activity; GTP binding.